Besnoitia besnoiti is the source of this 315-nucleotide messenger RNA. RefSeq lists its product as uncharacterized. The transcript has a single exon. The record is from RefSeq and is a predicted model, not a curated record. The coding region runs from base 1 to 315 and encodes 104 amino acids. NCBI's taxonomy places the organism in Eukaryota, Apicomplexa, Conoidasida, Eucoccidiorida, Sarcocystidae.
AUGGACAGUUCGGGGGCCGCGGAAGCCUGGCUCCCCAAACAUAAAAUCUCGAAGGUGCAUGUAGUCACAGUUUGCACGAGAGCGGAAGGGUGCACGACGGCUUUGCUAUAUUCCGAUGCGAUUCUCAACACAAACCUGAGAUUGCUUGGCUGGGGCGAAUCUUACGGAGGGGCAGGGUGGCGUUUGAAAAAAGUAGUCGACUACUGCAAAGAAGUCGAGCCGGACGACGUGGUUGUCGUUGUGGAUGGAUUCAAUUCAGUAGUACUGCAGCCGCGCGAGGUCAUCUUGGAAAAAUUUCUCGAGUUCGGUGCGUGA